Molecule: messenger RNA, 771 nt
Organism: Procambarus clarkii (red swamp crayfish)
Lineage: Eukaryota; Metazoa; Arthropoda; Malacostraca; Decapoda; Cambaridae
Source: RefSeq, a predicted model, not a curated record
AUGGAUCACUCAGCUGACGAGAUAUCUGCAGAAAUCUGGAGAAAAAACAGGGAUAUUAAAAUAAUUCAUGCCCACUGGUUCACAACUCAGUCCCACAACAACCAAGUACUGAAGCUAACUCUGGCUUCACCGGAGCAAGCAGCACAAGUCUGCAACCUUGGCUUUUCUGCAUUUGGCAUCAAGUCUGGCCCUGACCAAAUCACCCUACAGAGGUUUCACAAGCUCAAACAAUGCUUCAAAUACUUCCAGUAUGACCACUAUUCCAGUGCAUGCAACAUUGAAAUCCCCAAGUGCAGCAGGUGUGCAGGGGAACACAACUACAGGGAAUGCACAAGCCCAACACCCAAGUGUGCACUAUGCAAUGGUGCACACAUUGCAAUCUCUCAUUUGUGUCCCCAUAAACAGGAUGCAAUCAAUCAAGCACAAGAAACGGUGACAACAGCCCGUCAACAAGCAGCAAUCACCAUUCCUGCCCCUCCACCAGUAAACGCCUGGGGUAACCCCAACCAAGGGUUGCAGGCCCAGUCGGUCGAUCAGGAAGGCACAAUGGCCUGUCCCCUGUCCACAUGUCCAAGGACUCGCUGGCCUACCUGUCUCCUAACAACACAACAGCCACCGGCCAGGCCCAAGCACAACCCAACAACCCCAACCCAAGUACUCUCCACCCCCAGGCCUCAUCCAACGCUCAAGAGACACCAAACUCCCAGAAUCACCCCGGCCCCUCCACCCCGACAAACUAGCAAACACCCAGGUCCACCCUUCCUACAGUAG